This is a messenger RNA of Dovyalis caffra, 189 nucleotides long. Lineage: Eukaryota; Viridiplantae; Streptophyta; Magnoliopsida; Malpighiales; Salicaceae. The record is from the annotation of a GenBank genome assembly.
AUGAUGGAAGGGUGGGUAGAAGAUAAGAAAGUUAUGGGAGCAUGGUGUUUUUGUGAUGAGGAUGUAGUAGCAAAAUUAGUUGAAGGAGAAUUGAGGCUUGAAAAGGCUGGAGCUGAGUCACGUGAUGGAUUUUUCUUACUGAUAGACAUUGUGGGUGUUAGAAAGAGGGAUGAUGACAGUAUUCUAUGA